Messenger RNA from Gadus macrocephalus (Pacific cod), 5046 nucleotides. Its product is annotated as alpha-actinin-4-like. Gene Ontology annotation, molecular function: actin filament binding; calcium ion binding. Gene Ontology annotation, biological process: actin cytoskeleton organization; muscle cell development. Gene Ontology annotation, cellular component: cell junction; cortical actin cytoskeleton; plasma membrane. The record is from RefSeq and is a predicted model, not a curated record. Lineage: Eukaryota; Metazoa; Chordata; Actinopteri; Gadiformes; Gadidae.
UCCCUACCACACCAUUCCCUCCGCGGGUGGAGAAAGCAUUCUUCCUAAAGCAGCAGGGAUUUCCACACUGCUUCAACCGGAUAUUCCCGUCCGAAGCAGGAGAACUCCCGCCGCUCUUACCGCCCAACCGGGACACACAUUUCCUUUUAAUUUUGGAUAAUAUAAAUCGAAAAAUAAAUAGCAUAGCUCACGUUCUUACAUAGGUCUACCAAGCUGAUAUGGUAGAUUACCACGCUGCCAAUAACCAACAAUACACGGCCGAAGGAACACCAAUCUACAUGGAGCAAGAGAAUGACUGGGAUCGGGACCUGCUGCUGGACCCCGCCUGGGAGAAGCAGCAGAGAAAGACCUUCACCGCAUGGUGCAACUCGCACCUGCGCAAGGCCGGCACGCAGAUAGACAGCAUCGAGGAGGACUUCCGAGACGGCCUCAAACUCAUGCUGCUGCUGGAGGUCAUAUCGGGUGAGCGGUUACCCAAGCCAGAGCGAGGAAAGAUGAGGGUCCACAAGAUCAACAACGUCAACAAAGCCUUGGACUUCAUCGCCAGCAAAGGAGUCAAGCUGGUGUCCAUCGGAGCUGAGGAAAUCGUGGACGGGAACGCCAAGAUGACCCUGGGAAUGAUCUGGACCAUCAUCCUGCGUUUCGCCAUCCAGGACAUCUCUGUAGACGAGACCUCUGCGAAGGAGGGUCUUCUGUUGUGGUGCCAGAGGAAGACGGCUCCCUACAAGAACGUCAAUGUCCAGAACUUCCACAUCAGCUGGAAGGAUGGUCUUGCCUUCAACGCUCUGAUCCACAGACACAGACCUGAGCUCAUCGACUAUGAUAAGCUUAGGAAGGAUGACCCUUUGACCAAUUUGAACAACGCCUUCGAAGUGGCCGAGAAGUACCUUGACAUUCCCAAGAUGAUGGACGCAGAAGACAUUGUCAACACGGCUCGUCCCGAUGAGAAAGCCAUAAUGACCUAUGUGUCCAGUUUCUACCAUGCAUUCUCUGGAGCCCAGAAGGCUGAGACGGCUGCCAAUCGUAUCUGCAAAGUGCUGGCCGUCAACCAGGAGAACGAGCACCUGAUGGAGGACUACGAGAAGCUGGCCAGUGAUCUCCUGGAAUGGAUCCGUCGGACCAUCCCCUGGCUGGAGAACCGGGCCCCAGAGAAGACCAUGGCCGAGAUGCAGCAGAAGCUGGAGGACUUCAGAGACUACCGCCGGGUCCACAAGCCCCCCAAGGUCCAGGAGAAGUGCCAGCUGGAGAUCAACUUCAACACCCUGCAGACCAAGCUGAGGCUGAGCAACAGACCCGCCUUCAUGCCCUCAGAGGGGCGCAUGGUGUCCGACAUCAACGGGUCGUGGCACGCGCUGGAGGGCGCGGAGAAAGGCUACGAGGAGUGGCUGCUCAACGAGAUCCGCCGUCUGGAGAGACUCGACCACCUGGCGGAGAAGUUCCGCCAGAAGGCCACCAUCCACGAGGCCUGGACCGAUGGUAAGGAGGCCAUGCUGACCCAGAAGGACUACGCCACCGCCACUCUGUCGGAGGUCAAGGCGUUGCUACGGAAACACGAGGCCUUCGAGAGCGACCUGGCCGCACACCAGGACCGCGUGGAGCAGAUCGCCGCCAUUGCACAGGAACUCAAUGAGCUGGACUACUACGACUCCCCCAGUGUGAACGCUCGCUGUCAGAACAUCUGUGAACAGUGGGACAGCCUGGGCUCCCUGACCCAGAACCGCAGAGAGUCACUGGAGAGGACAGAGAAGCAGCUGGAGUCCAUAGACGAGCUGUACCUGGAGUACGCCAAGAGGGCGGCGCCGUUCAACAACUGGAUGGAGGGCGCCAUGGAGGACCUGCAGGACAUGUUCAUCGUCCACAACAUCGAGGAGAUCCAGGGCCUGAUCACAGCCCACGAGCAGUUCAAGUCCACCCUGCCGGACGCCAACAAGGAGCGGGAGGCCAUCCAGGCCAUCCAGGCGGAGGUGCAGAAGAUCGCCCAGCACAACGGCAUCAACCUGUCAGGGACCAACCCCUACACCUCCAUCACCCCGGAGAGCAUCGACAGCAAGUGGGAGAAGGUGCAGCGGCUGGUGCCCCAGAGGGACCAGGCCCUGCAGGAGGAGCUGGCCAAGCAGCAGUCCAACGACCACCUGCGACGCCAGUUCGCCACCCAGGCCAACAUGGUGGGGCCCUGGAUCCAGACCAAGAUGGAGGAGAUCGGCCGGAUAUCCAUCGAGAUGAACGGCACGCUGGAGGACCAGCUGACUCACCUCCGGGAGUACGAGCAGAGCAUCAUCGAGUACAAGCCCCACAUCGACCGGCUGGAGGGAGACCACCAGCUCAUCCAGGAGGCGCUCAUCUUCGACAACAAGUACACCGCCUACACCAUGGAGCACCUGCGUGUGGGCUGGGAGCAGCUGCUCACCACCAUCGCCAGGACCAUCAACGAGAUCGACAACCAGAUCCUGACCCGCGACGCCAAGGGCAUCAGCCAGGAGCAGCUCCACGAGUACCGCACCUCCUUCAACCACUUCGACAAGGACCACAGUGGAGCUCUGAUGGCCGAGGAGUUCAAGGCCUGUUUGAUCACUGGCUACGAUGUGGAGAACAACAAGCAGGGCGACGCCGAGUUUGCACGCAUCAUGGGCAUCGUUGACCCCAACAGCAGCGGCGCGGUCACCUUCCAGGCCUUCAUUGACUUCAUGUCCCGCGAGACCACCGACACGGACACCGCCGACCAGGUCAUCGCCUCCUUCAAGAUCCUGGCUGGAGACAAGAACUUCAUCACGGCGGAGGAGCUGAGGCGGGAGCUGCCCGCCGACCAGGCGGAGUACUGCAUCGCCCGCAUGGCGCCGUACGGGGGCCCCGACGGCGUCCCGGGGCCCUGGACUACAUGUCCUUCUCCACUGCCCUGUACGGAGAGAGCGACCUGUAGGGACUCACAGAGGAGGAGGAGGAGGAGGAGGAGGAGGAGGAGGAGGAGGGAUCGCUGGACCGACGACAGAGGGAGGGAGAGGGAUGAAGGGAGAGAUGGUGAAGAGGGAGGUGGAGGUGAAGCAGAGAAUCAAGGCAGGUAGAGCAGAUGAGAAUUUAAAAGAGGUUGACUAUAUAUAUGUAGAAGUAGGUGGGGCUUCCUCCCCCACCCCGUCCCCCGCAAUCCAGUUGACUUGGUGUGUUCGCAGGUGCCCCUGAGGUGUGCCGGUUUAGAAAUAUUCUUUGCGUUUCUUUUCAAAUUGAAACUCUUUGACCUUGUCGAAUUGAACUCUUGUUAGAAUCGUUUUUGUCUAGCUAGCUUUUUCUCGGAACGGAUCAACAAUAAUCGCUGUCCAUUUGUCGUGUAAAAGCUAUCAUUCAAAACAGGCAUAUCCAGGGGAAACUAGGGAACAGGGGGGGGGGGUUGACUGUAGUGCAGGUCCUUAGCUUCACCCUCUCUGCCUUUUAUACGGGGGAGUGGGAUGGGUUGAGGAGUAAGGGGCACAAGCUAAUCUACUACUUAAUUAAUUUUUUUUUAUCAUGCAUUUUUCUUGCCAGAUGGGCAUUUUUUUUGAGGGGUUGGGGCGGGUGGAUGGGUCAGACUUCACGGUUUGUGCGUGGGGGGGGCCCCAGAUGGAGGAGACGUGAGAGGGGGGGGCGGGCGGGCUGCACGUACGUUGAUAAACCAGAGGAAUAAACAAAUGACACAUUUACCCAUAAUUCCCUUUUUCGUUGACGGAUCACGGCGAAACUAUCUCGCCGUUUUCCCAUUUUCUUCUGUUUCCGUUGAAUUUGGUUGACUUUUGUGUUGAUGUGCGGGUGGGCUGAGGGGGUCCCAGGCGGGGAGGGAGGGGUUUCGGAGGGUCGGGGGGGGGGUUACCUCAGCGCUGUAUAUACUUAUUUUUCCAGUGCUACGGAUGACACACAUAAAGACCCAGCUAUCGAGAAUAAGCAAUCACAAGCUUUCCAGUAGGACUAAAUAGUGGCAUUUAUUAUAAAAUAUAUAUAUCGUGAAUCAAAGAAAAAAAAAAGCCAACCAUUGAAAAAAAAAAGUGCAGUUCCUCCAGUAGAUGGGUUUGUUUUCAAUUAUGACCAGUUCAGAGUUUUGACGCCGGUAUCAGAGACUAUUGUAGUGAGGAUUGCUGUUCAGAGGGUGUAGCGUUGUUCUCAGUCUAAAGGCCUUCUAGACGAACCCAGACAUACCCAUGUCAUUUUGGGGGCAACGUUGUUAACGACUUCUGUACGUUUUCGUGAGUGGACGACAAUACGCCUGUAUGAUUUACACGCUAUUUCAUCCUUCAUUAGCUACGUUUUAGGGUGUGUUUUUUCAAGUUUUGUACAGCACAACUUUGGAGUCCAGGAGAGGCAUCGGAUUGGCUUAGAGAAGGUUUCUAGCCUUCCCUGGAAUAAGAGGGGAGGGGGAGUUGCCACGGUAACGGCACUCCCUUAGAACUCCCCGUGUGAUUGUUGGCAAAUUUGAGGAAAGAAAUUAAACAAAUGUGCCUGUCGGUGGCUCUCAUCCUGUUCCCCCACCUUUCUCUUGCUCUCUCUCUCUCUCUCUCUCUCUCUCUCGCUCUCGCUCUCCUAGAGAAGGGGGAUGGGGAUGAUGCUGGAGGGGUCUUAAAACAUUCCAUUAUGUAUCUUUAAAAUAAAUGGAUUCAAACAACUAACUUGGCUGUCUACAAAUCUAUGCAAUCAUCCUCUGUGUCAGCAUCUCCAAGAGUUCCUAAAGUAGCGGCGGGAAAAUUCUUCAACUGAAUUAUUAUUAUUUUUUUCACUUUUCCAUUUCUAUUUCUAUAUUUCGGUCUAAAUCAAACCGAUAUUAGGCCUAUGAUUUCAGUAUUUGUUGACUUCGAGGGGAUGGGGGAGGGGGGAGUUAACGGCGAAGAGGGAGGAAGGGUGGCAGAAUGAAAAGACUUGGACCAAACGCUAGGAAUGUGUUUGGUUUCUGCGAGGCUGGAGUCUGGUUGUGAUUUUCCUUUUUUUGUACUCUUUAAUAUCAAACCUUAUCUGCUGUACUGGGAACUGCAACGCCUUCUGUCUAAUGAUAUGCGAUUUUCACAAGCACACAUAAAGUUUCCUUACAAAAUA